Molecule: messenger RNA, 1256 nt
Organism: Neolamprologus brichardi
Lineage: Eukaryota; Metazoa; Chordata; Actinopteri; Cichliformes; Cichlidae
Source: RefSeq, a predicted model, not a curated record
UUGCGCUCAAUUAAAAUUCAGGCAGUUCAUUUUGUAAUCUUAAAGGCUGUACACUGUUUAUCUCUUGGCAGCUGUCUCCAGCUUUCUCUCUGUUUUUCUUUUGUUUUUAUAGGAAGAAGUAACAUCCCAUAAUGACAAUAUGCAGUAUCUGAACCUGGCGGUGAGAGCUUGGGCUCAGAAACAAAGGAGUUCCUGCCACAGCAAACUGAGCCCAGAGUUGCGAGACACCUGUCGAGUCAAGCGGGACUCGGGUGGGCAAAUCAAGAAAAAUAGCGAUCGGGUUAGGAAUUGCGCACCCUUCAGUAUUCCCUACGGACCACAUCUCAUCUCUGUACGCUGUCAGGAAGAACUGAGGAGGACGACUCCCGAAGAUGUAGAGGUCAACUCUUCCAGCAACGGCGCAGUCAGAUCUCAAGAGGACUGCGCUGUCAGCUCCGAUCCAGCACAGACAACCAGGUUUGCAGCUGCUGUCAGACUCGAUCAGAGAACACGUGGACGUAACGCUGGUUCAACUCGGUGUAGAGAAUGUGACUGUGCAGACGGGACAUCAAAGAACCUGUCAGAGGAUUAUAAGGCAUCAACGCAUACAACAAUAACCACUAACGACUUGUUAGACUGCCUGGUGCAUCCAGACAUCAUCACCCGUGUCACUGAGCUGCUUCUAGAAAAGCAUACAGGAAGUGACACGACCACCUGAUCGUCCUAGUUUUGAUAUUCACUUAUCAGCUGCAACAUGAACAUGGGGUUUGUUGUAAGCCACGAUUAUUUUUAUUAUUUUUUACCCAGAAAUUGGCCCUCCAAGCUACGAGUCAUGUUUUGGCAUCAUUAAGUAAGAGGCCCGACUUUUAUUUCUUCUCUCAUUUGUCACCUUGACCUUCUUGGCGUGAACCACAGAUGCAGGAAAUCACAGCAAAGUCAUUCUAGUGCUGCAAGCGACAGUCUGACAUAUCCUCGUUUUGUUUUCCUGCACAUGCUGAUCCUUUUUGGUUCUUCCAAACUAGGAAAAAUGGCCACUGGAAUCAAUUUAGUAUGCUAAACAACCAAAUAAUUCAAGAUAAUAUUCCAGGGAUGCAAACAUUGUGCAGAAAAUAAUGUUUCACAGUGUCAGUUAGUGAGGGGGGAGUCAUCAUUGACCAGCCACAAAGGACUCCUUGUAAUAGUUUUGUGAUUGAUGAAAGCUGUGUAAGAAGUGAUAAAUGAAAUGUUUGAAUAGUCUGCUGUGUGUGUGCGGAUAAUAAAUGUAAUAUUCCCACUUU